Messenger RNA from Neodiprion fabricii, 4861 nucleotides. RefSeq names its product nephrin. The transcript is spliced from 14 exons. NCBI's taxonomy places the organism in Eukaryota, Metazoa, Arthropoda, Insecta, Hymenoptera, Diprionidae. The record is from RefSeq and is a predicted model, not a curated record. The coding region runs from base 758 to 3286 and encodes 842 amino acids.
CGCCGUUGCCGCCUUAUCUGUCUCUCAGUGCGCCGUCCGCCGCCGGCCGAAUAACUGCGCGAUCGGAAUCGAGUCGCGGGGCUGCGAUUGAAACGCCCCUCUUUUUCCCGCCGGUAAACAACGAAGGCGCGAAAUCCCGCGCGCGCCAAUUUUAUUAGCCCUUGGAAAAAUCCGGACGAUUGUUGAAAUAAGAUCGGUGCAACAGAGGGCGAGUUUUAUCGGUUGUGUUCUCUCUCACUCUUGGUAUUUGUGCGCUUUUGUGAAUGUCGCAAAUUACUCUUGGAAAGUAAAUAAAUUAACAAAUAAAAACGAAUUUUCUGUUACUUCGUACAAGGUGUGUUUAAAAUGUUUUUACUCGUUUCGUUUCGUGGGAAAAUCGUUGUUUUGUACAGAGAAAUUUCAGUAGAUAGUUGAGUAACGGUAAAGUAUGCAAAAAAAAAAAAAUUAAAAUAUUCAUAUUCUACGAGUAAAGGAAACGAUGAAAGAAAUUUGUCGCGGAGAAGAAUAAAUCAACUGUAAAUUUAGUGAUUAGCAAAUGAAAUUAUUUGUAACAGAGAAAAAGAAUAUUCAAUUUCAAUCGUAGGUACGAUAAUACGUUUUGAAGAUAAGAGAAAGCACUUUUCGCUUCGGGGUGUAUAAUUUGAAGGUUCGUGUUGUGAAAUUAGUAGUCGGGAGUGCGGUAUUUUGUGAAUGUGCGCGCGUGUGUGUUUCGUUGAGUUUUUUAAAAUACUUAUUCGGAAAAUUUACAAAUAAAAUCAUGUGGUGGGUGAUUAUUAUACCGCUCCUUGGACUAACGGCCAUCGACGCUGUUGUAUUCGCUGCUCGAGUCACGGGGAGCUCUCCUCAAAAACUUGCACCCCUGGUCGACGUUACGAGCGUCGAGGGUCAGAACGUCGAAUUAUCAUGCGACAUAUCACCGCCGAUACACGACAAACUCCACAUGGUGCUUUGGUACAAAAACGACGACGGAGUUCCGAUAUACACAUUCGACGUUAGGGGCAGAUCGUUGGAACACGCGGAGCACAAGUCCGAGUUGUUCGGUAGUCGGGCGUAUUUCAGAACCGCCGUCCAACAGCCGGCCGUGCUUGUUAUCGACCAGAUAAAACGACACGACGCAGCAUCGUACAGAUGCAGAGUCGACUUCCGCAAGGCGCAGACGAGGAGCUUCCGGUACAACCUGACAGUUAUCGUGCCCCCCGAGCUACCGGCCAUUUUGGACAGAUGGGGUCGUGUCUUGAACGACAGCGUUGGCCCCUACCAAGAGGGUGACGAAUUGCUGCUCAACUGUCGGGUGAUUGGCGGUAAACCACCGCCGCUUGUCAGAUGGCUGAUAAACGGAAUCGUAAGGGAUCAGGAAUCGGAAAUUCGAGCGGGUGACGUAAUCGAGAACAGGUUGACGUUGUCAUCGAUAAGCCGUUCCGAUCUCGGCACGAGAUUCACCUGCCAGGCACUGAACACAAAACUCGUCGAGCCUAAAACAGCUUCGCUGAUCCUCGAAAUGAAUCUGAAACCGUUAACGGUGAAGAUAAAAAAACCGGGAUCAACAACGACGACUAUUAACAACGGAAUUGGCGAGGCUCUCAGGGCUGGCAAGCUGUACAAGGUCGCAUGCGAGACAACCGGCUCCAGGCCUCCGGCUAUCAUUACUUGGUACGAGGGACAGAAGCUCCUGAUGGGCGACAAGAGGAAACCCUGGGAGGAAGAAACUCGAGAGAAUCGAACCGUCAGUUUGCUCAGCUUCCAGCCGAGGGUCGAGGACAAUGGAAAAACUAUCACUUGCAGGGCCGAGAAUCGAAACGUGACCGGUCUACACUUGGAAACUUCCUGGGUUAUAAACGUCGAAUAUCCGCCAAUCGUUUCGCUGAGGUUGGGAUUAACUUUGAGCCCUGAGGACAUCAAGGAAGGGGUUGACGUCUAUUUCGAGUGUCACGUCAAGGCGAAUCCGCCGUGGAGGAAGCUAACCUGGUAUCACAACAACGAGCUGCUGGUCCACAAUUCGUCGGCAAAAACGAUAAUAUCGAACCAGAGUCUGGCUCUUCAAACUGUGACAAGGGGCAGCGCCGGUCUUUACAUUUGCGCAGCGAGCAACGAUCUAGGCGAAACAAGAAGCGAGCCGCUACCCUUCAGAGUGAAAUUUACCCCCGUCUGCAAGGACGAAAGGGUGAUCGUUGUCGGGGCUUCGAAGGGCGAGUCGUUGGACGUCGUGUGUCGGGUCGAAGCACAUCCGCCCGCCCACAGCUUCCGGUGGAAGUUCAACAACAGCGGGGAGACUCUAGAAGUCGUUUCCAGCACCCAUCGGGUAUCGAACAACGGAGUCAGCAGCACCCUCAGGUACACCCUGAGCAGCGAACGCGAUUACGGAACUCUGAGCUGUUGGGCGGACAACGCGGUCGGUUCGCAGACAAAACCGUGCCUCUUCCAACUGGUUGCCGCAGGAAAACCUUCCCCCGUGAGAAACUGCUCGUUGGCAAAUCAGACCUACACGAGCGUUGAGGUGCGUUGUGUGCCAGGAUACGACGGCGGUUUGCCACAGCGUUUCGUCCUCGAGGUUUUCCACGGCGACGUUGAUUUCUUAUCGAGCACCCAACCGCUUUACAACGUUUCGAAUCUCGACGAGCCGGUUUUUUCCCUAGCUGGCAUCGAGGCGACCGUCGAUGCCGGUGUUCACGUUGCCGUUUACGCCGUCAACGCCAAGGGGCGAAGCACCGCCGUCGUACUCAGCGAAGUCACCUUCAGGGACGCUGAGAAACGAACCGGUCAGCAUUCCGGUAUGGCGAUGUCACCGUUGAUAGGAGUGGCAGUGGGAGCGGCGGUUACUCUGGGAUCAGUCGUCUUAGUCGUGAUGAUAAGAGCGCGUCGAGAGCGGGUCUCGAAGACCCGGAAUCACGAGAAAACAACGGAAAUAAACGACGUUCCAAACUCCCAGCAGUACCCUCUGCAAAACAUUCAAACGACCAUCGAGACCGACCCUGAUGUUAUUCCAAAUAAAUUUGAAGGCGGUGGCAACCUGGUCGAGGUCAGUCCGCCCAGCUAUCAGUGUCAGAUCGGCGGCUAUCCACCGGGUCAAUGGGUCACCCCGGGACCUACGCCCAGCAUAGACGAACUCUGCCAAAAGUUCGCCGGCCGUCCUACGGAGCUGAGGCUACCGUCGAGGAGCACCAUACCCUGCAUGCCGGGUGUCGUCGUCUGCGGUGCUCAGGGCGUCAUCGUAGCCGGCGAAUGCCUCGACGGCGAGGCGAUCAAGAGGCGUUUAAUGGCCAACAGGCUACCGGAGAGCUGCGUCUAGGCGACUCGGAACAAUUCGUUAUUCGAUGUAUAAGCGAGUAAUAAUGUAGUUAAAUUUAUGAUAACUGUGACGAACGAACCGAAGAUAUGAGAUUAAUUUACGUGCUUUCGGUGAGUAAUAAUUAUAUAGCGAAGAGAUAAAUAAGUUUUUUCAAAGUUUUUAUACUUCUCCUUCUUUCGAUACAAUUUUUCCUACCUAGUUUUCUUUUCCUAUGGUACUAGCCAAGUUUCGAAACUCCGUGUUACGAAAAUUUCCCAAUCAUCCGUGUCACCUUUUUAUUAGAUUUUCGGUAUUUUCGUUUUCCCUUCUCAUUAUGUAUAUAUUAAUCAUUUACAAUGAAUUUCCUUGACUGAAUUAUAUAUAUAUUUUUUUUUAAACUCACUUCUCGAAACGAAACGAUAAUAAGAAUAAAAAUUUUCCGCGACGUGACGAAGAUGUCGGAACGGAUAACGCAAAAAAGUAAGCGACGAUUAUUAGUCAAUAAAAAAAAGAAAAAAAAAUAAACAAAUAACUUUUCAAUUGUACAAUAAAUAAACUUAAAUCGAUAACAAUACAACGGAAAAAAAGACGGCAAGACAAAUUAAAAUAUAACUUCGAACGUGAAGUAUAAACAAAUAAUUAAAUCAAUGAAUUCCUACGAUGAGUCUGUGCGUGCGGAACUAUUUGUGUGCGUGAGCGUGUGUGUUUGUUUGAUUGUACGCGAAGAAGAAUAAAAACAAAAAAAAAACGGUAAAUAGAACAAGAUGGCAAAAGCACAAACUACAAAAACAUAAAAAUUUCCGUGUAAUUUAGAUAAAAAUUAAAUUGAAAUAAUGAAAAUUGUAAGAGAAGGUUGGAAUGGAAUUGAAUGAAAUAAAAUGUGCGAGAGAAUGCUGAUGUAACCAGAAGAAAAAACAAAUACUAGAAUAAGAAGAAAAAAAAUUGAAAAAAAGUAUUGCUGUUUGUUAGCUGAUAUUGUAUCACUGUAUAUAAUUGUUAUAAAUCUUUAGUGGUAGGUGACACUAUCAUUAUUAUGGUUAUUACGAUUAUCGCUAUCGUUAUUAAUUAUACAUCGCCGUAUUAUCGAUUUUAAAAAUUUAUCAACGAGUUAUCUGCGCAGUUUGAAUUAUACCUAUCUAUUUUUUUUUUUUUUUUGCUAAAAUUAGCAAUUAUUAUUUCGUACGAAAGAAGAUAAAGGCGAAAAAAUAUAUACAUCACAGCUUUGAACAAACUGUUUCACUUGCUUACAGUUUAUUCAGUUAUUAAUGUUAUUUAUUUAUUUGUUAUAUUAGUAACAGUGAGAAGUGCAGAUUGAGAGAAAAAGAGAAUUAAACAAAUUAGUCUUUAUCGAAUGAAAACGAACGACAACGUCCAUAUCAUUAUUAUUAUUAUAAAUAUAUACAUAAUAAUUAUACAAUAUACACGUUAUACAUGUAUACAUACGCAUGCAAAUGUAUUUUAUUUGCAAAAGAUAACAACUUUAGGCUCCUGAGGACAAAAAAUGUGAGACUAGAAAAAAAAAAAAAACCAAUUAUAAAAAACCUUCCAUUUUUUUCCAAUUCUUAUGACAUUGUAAAUACUUCACGAGCAUAUCGG